CUCUUUUUAGUGCGGCGUCGUUGCUAUGACAGCCAAACAGCAGCCUCGGUCCAAGCUGCGCUGAUGCCGAAGCUGCUUCUAUCGCCAGUGCCGGAGCAAGAGAACGACGUCGGGGGUCAGUGGCCCGGCAGCAGCAGCUCUUCUUUCGAUGUCAGUCAGAGCGGCAGCAGCAGCUCCCCGGACUCUGCUGAGGGGCGAAAGGCUAGUCCACAGUAUGUUGCUGAACCCCAGGAAGGUGAAAGCUAUCAUGUGGAGAAAGCAGAAGAUGAUUUGGAAGAGGGUGGAUGUGAAGAAGAGACAAAAGAAGUUGUUGAAAGCGAGGAAGAGUGGGAUACAGACCUAGAAAUGGAAGAUUCUAAGAAGGUUUAUGAUCCGUCAGGAAAAGCCAAAUACCUUGAGAUCUGCCAAACAUAUGGUGUCACUCCUGUCUCUUAUUUUAUACGGCACAUGAAAGAUUCUGAGCUGUCUCUGAUGCACCAUGGCCUUGGCCCAAAGGGGGCCAAAGCUGUGGCUCUUUCUCUUGCAAGCAAUACAUCUGUUGUGAAGUUAAAUUUAAGCGACAAUUGGCUAAAUGGAGAUGGGACAGCUGCAGUGGCAGAGAUGUUAAAGGAAAAUUGCUACAUUUCAGAUGUAGAUUUAUCAGAGAACAGGCUGGGGGUGAAAGGGGCCAAGGCCCUGUCUGCUAUGCUUCAGGAAAAUGCCAUGCUAGUGACCCUGAAACUCUCAGGAAAUGAAUUAAAUGACCAAGCGGCCAAAUAUCUAGCUGAUGCGCUCUUGACCAACAAUAAACUGGAAUCUCUUGAUCUAAGCCAUAAUGCCUUCGGGGAGUCAGCUGGUGAGGUACUUGGAGCAGCAAUAGCAGAAAAUGCUGGCAUGAAAGAGCUCAAUCUCAGCUGGAACUGCUUCCGGGGUCAUGGUGCCAUUGCUGUUGCCAAAGGUUUGAAGGCAAACAUAUUCCUUCAGGUGUUGGAUCUCUCCUACAAUGGCUUUGGUGACAAGGGAGCUGCUGCCUUGGGUGAGGCCCUGAAAAUCAACAAUGUGCUGGAAGAACUUAAUGUUGGCAAUAAUCGCAUUUCACUGGAAGGAGCCCUUUGCCUUGCUCUGGGCCUGAAAGAAAACAAGACUCUCAGGUGCCUCAGCGUGGCCAGAAACCCCAUACAGAGUGAAGGCUGCAUUAGGAUUCUGAAAUCCAUCCAAGCAAAUCCUGGUGCUGUCUUAGAAGUUCUGGAUUUUUCAGAGAUUGUAUUGAAGCAGGAUUUCACAGGCCUGUGUGAUGCUGUCCAGGAAACCUUUCCAGGCCUCCAGAUCAAACACGAUGGGACCAGACCCUCGUUCAGAGCAAACCAGUCCAAGAUGUGAACCCCUUCUUGGGGUCAUGGAAGGUGAAGAGGCUGCUUAAACGGCAUCUGAGAAGCCUCCAUGCCUCUUAACCACUCACGUUGCACAGUCACCUCUGAUCAAGAUGUUCUUGCAGGUUUUUAGUCUAUUGGAAAGCUGC
Messenger RNA from Heteronotia binoei (common prickly gecko), 1498 nucleotides. It is a transcript of the gene LRRC74B, whose product is annotated as leucine rich repeat containing 74B. The coding region runs from base 64 to 1359 and encodes 431 amino acids. Gene Ontology annotation, molecular function: protein binding. The transcript has 10 exons. The record is from RefSeq and is a predicted model, not a curated record. NCBI's taxonomy places the organism in Eukaryota, Metazoa, Chordata, Lepidosauria, Squamata, Gekkonidae.